Messenger RNA from Hydra vulgaris (swiftwater hydra), 594 nucleotides. The record is from RefSeq and is a predicted model, not a curated record. NCBI's taxonomy places the organism in Eukaryota, Metazoa, Cnidaria, Hydrozoa, Anthoathecata, Hydridae.
AUGUGCGUUUCUGACGGUGAUGAAGAAAUCUAUUUUUUUAUUUUGAAUGAUUCUAAGUAUUGGUUAUCUGUUCUUCGGCGGACAGUGGGUGUGGUGAAGUUUUUAGCUGAGCGUGGUUUGCAACUUUGUGGACAUGAAGAGAAAAUUGGUUCAGUACACAAUGGUAACUUUAUGGGAAUCCUCGAGUUAUUAGCUCUUUAUGAUUUUUUUUUGGUUACACAUAUUGAUAAGCAUGGCAACCUAGGCCGUGGCAAAACAUCAUAUUUAUCUUCUACAGUCUGUGAUGAACUUAUUAAUUUGAUGGGUCAAAAAGUACUUUUGUUUAUUGUUGAUGAAAUAAAAAAAGCAAAAUACUGUAGUGUGUCAAUUGAUUCAACACCUGACUUAUCGCACGUCAAUCAGUUGUCUGUGACAGCUCGUUAUGUAAACAAAGUUGAACCAAUUGAGCAUUUUUUGGCCUUCAUUAAGUUUAAAAGUCACACUGGAAUUGGAUUAUCAAAUGCAUUAUUGGAGUUCUUAGAAAAAGAUAAUAUUGACAUUGGCAACUGUCGUGGUCAGACGCAUGAUAAUGCAUCGAAUAUGUCUGGAUGUUAG